GUGUGUCAAUGGAAUGUAGUCUUCGUUUGUAUUUGUGGAUGUAGAUUGAACUAUAGUCUGGCGGUUUGGUCGUUUGCAUUUAACAUGUCCAAGAACAAAUUAAAUUUAACUUUGCCACCCGGCUCGGUAAACCCUGUCUCACCAGUACUUGUACAUGUAGAAGCUCCAGUGGUGCCAGAGCGAGGUACUUUAGUGGCAAAGACGAGUAUUGAAGCACUUCAGGUGAGACUGGAAGAGCUUCAAAUGGAUGAUACACAACGCAAACGCAUGGAAUUCUUCCUGUGCCAAAAAGAGAAGAUUGGUGAAUUAAGUGAUGAUGACUUUGAAAAACUUGGAGAGCUGGGCACAGGCAAUGGGGGUGUCGUGAUGAAGGUUAUGCAUCGCUCUAGUGGCCUUAUUAUGGCCAGAAAGUUAAUCCAUUUAGAAGUUAAACCUGCGAUUAAGAAACAGAUAAUUCGAGAGCUGAAAGUUCUACAUGACUGCAAUUUUACACAUAUUGUUGGGUUUUAUGGAGCAUUUUACAGUGAUGGUGAAAUAAGUAUCUGUAUGGAAUAUAUGGAUGGUGGGUCACUGGAUCUCAUCCUGAAGAAGGCUGGACGAAUACCAGAAUCAAUAUUACGAACAAUUACAUCAGCUGUUCUGAAAGGCUUGAGUUAUCUGAGAGAUAAACAUGCAAUUAUACACCGUGAUGUGAAACCAAGCAACAUUCUUGUAAAUAGUGCUGGAGAAAUAAAAAUAUGUGAUUUUGGAGUUUCUGGUCAACUCAUAGACUCCAUGGCAAACUCUUUUGUUGGGACACGCAGUUAUAUGUCGCCUGAAAGAUUGCAAGGAACACAUUAUUCAGUUCAGAGUGAUAUUUGGUCUCUUGGGCUAUCUUUGGUUGAAAUGGCUUUAGGAAUGUAUCCCAUUCCUCCUCCUGAUGCUAAAACGCUGAGAGCUAUAUUUGGUGAGAGGAUGGACUCAGACAACCAAAAUCAUGUUCCAUCCUCCCCAGUUAACAGUAACUAUCUGCAAGGCUCGAAUGGCCCAAGGCCCAUGGCAAUAUUUGAAUUAUUGGAUUAUAUAGUGAAUGAACCACCACCCAAACUUCCAACUGGUAUCUUUACAACAAGUUUUGAAGACUUUGUUGAUAGCUGCUUGAAGAAAAAUCCUACUGAGAGGCCAGACUUGAAAACACUCAUGAAUCAUGAAUGGGUAAAGAAAGCAGAAUCAGAGUACGUUGAUAUUGCUGGCUGGGUGUGCAAAACCAUGGACUUGCUGCUCACAACUCCUACAAGAGUAGCACCCAACUUCUGAGAAACAGAAGACAUGUCAGGAGGUCUCGGUAACAUUUCUCUUGCUUCAAGCCACCUGCUUCACAGCAAUUGUUAUUUGCGUUGUUGUGGUGUUAUGGUACUUGGAAUAGUAAGCAGAGAGUUCGUUAACACAUUGCAGACUGGUAUGUCCUUUUGACUAAAAACCCAGUACUCAGAUAUUUUACAUACAUUUAAUACCUUGAGGCAAGGAGCAACAUUUUGAUGUUCAAGAUCAGGUUGGGAAACUUCUGGCAUUGGUGGUCUACAUCUGACUUUCACUGUUAUAACACAGGGUGCAUGAUUAUCAGAUAAAAGAAUAAUAGGUAAUAGGUGCUUGGGUUAUAUUUAUUAAACAUACAUAAUUAUUACAUUUUGAAAUCAUUACAGUUUACUAUUAUUUUAUUUGGGUGUAGGCUGUUGAUGCUUCUCCAUAUUUUUCACAAUGUGAGUUUUGCAGAAUUCAUAAAUGGGCCUUGUACAAAUGACCUGUGAGCUUCCCACUGCUGGCUCUUCUUACAGAUUAUGUUUUUAAGUUGAAUUGUGUUAAAAUUCAUGUAGGUAAUUCAGUAGCAUUUUAUGGAAUUAAUUUUCAAAACAAGAACCUUUAUGUAUCAAUACCAAUGCAGAAUUUACAAAUUCAUUUCAUCUCACUACUACUUCUGUAUGUAGCACAAACCCUAUACUGCCGUCUUAGCUAUUUCUUCUUUCCUGGUCUGGAUGCAAUUAUUUUUCCACACUUUAUGUUUAUUGAAGUCUCCUGAUAGUCUGGUUUGGAGGUCCUGUUAGGGACUCAGGGCAUUAAUUCCUUUGCAGGAGGUUGAGCAUCAUCUGAACUGGACUGUUAUACUUUGCAGUGAUCCAUGUGCUCCAAUCUCAUGCAAAAAUAUGGAUUUGCAUUCUGAUUUUGGUGUAAAGUUGUAUAUACAAAAAAUGCAUUGAACAGGGUAGAAUUCAGGGGACACAAUACAGUACUUCAUAUCACAUUAUCCCCCUUCCCCAAGAAUGAAUAAUAGCUUAGGUACUGAUUGGCUCUGUCUACAGCUUUCAUGUAUUUAUUAUAUUCUAAAGUACAACUGGAUAUCUUUAUUGCCCCCCCCCCAAUUUGUCUCCUGAGUUUGCCAAUUCUGAUUCAUGAAUUAUAUUAAUCAUGUGCAUCAUUUAUCUUUCCAAAUUUGGACCAAAAGGUCACCUUUUCUAUGAAAAAAUGAUUGCCUCUGUUUUCACAAUGUGUAUCCUGUUGUGUGUCACAAACAUAUGGUUAAGUAAAAUUGCCCUUUGACACAACAAAAAUGUUUUUUCCAUCAAUCAGUAUUUAUCAGAUUGAAUUUUAUUUCUUACCACUACAUAUUUUGGUCCUCAUGAAACUGUCAUCAGGCAGUAUUAUAUAAUAUGACUUGACACAGCUCUUUUCCAACCUGUCUUUGUAAUAUUGGUUUGGUCAGAAUGGUGUUAUCCCUACUACACCUGUUUCUAUUUUCGGGUGGCAUAUGAUGGGCACUGCAAGUUGUCCUUAGAGAUCUAACUAAUGAUGAUUGGUAUGUAGGUUGUAGGUAUGGGAAACUACCUGGAUUGAUUGGCAUGAGACUUAGGGUAACAUUACAGGAGCGGCCUCCGUAGUCUAGGAGUAAUGUUCCCACCUCAUGACUCAAGGUAUGCGGGUUCAA
Messenger RNA from Cryptotermes secundus, 2959 nucleotides. RefSeq names its product dual specificity mitogen-activated protein kinase kinase dSOR1. The record is from RefSeq and is a predicted model, not a curated record. Gene Ontology annotation, biological process: protein phosphorylation. Bases 85 to 1296 code for a protein of 403 amino acids. Gene Ontology annotation, molecular function: ATP binding; protein kinase activity. Lineage: Eukaryota; Metazoa; Arthropoda; Insecta; Blattodea; Kalotermitidae. The transcript is spliced from 8 exons.